This is a messenger RNA of Nematostella vectensis (starlet sea anemone), 2751 nucleotides long. RefSeq lists its product as uncharacterized. The record is from RefSeq and is a predicted model, not a curated record. Lineage: Eukaryota; Metazoa; Cnidaria; Anthozoa; Actiniaria; Edwardsiidae. Gene Ontology annotation, cellular component: nucleus; cytoplasm. The coding region runs from base 103 to 2253 and encodes 716 amino acids. The transcript is spliced from 3 exons. Gene Ontology annotation, molecular function: protein folding chaperone; protein-folding chaperone binding.
CCUGUGGUUUUCUUAGAAGUGAUAGCCCUUAGCCACAUGCAAAACAUUGGAGGUGUUUCGGUUGGAUAUUUUCAUGAUUUCAUAAAAUAAAAGGAUUGAAACAUGGUUGAGAGCAAGAGGGAAAUACUAGUGGUGAAUGACUCAGACGCCGAAGUGACACUCUACUUGUACCCGACCUGGGACCACAUCUGCUGGCUUUCCACCGAAUCUCGAAUUAUUAAACCAAAGCAGAAAACUCUUUACAGCAAAAAAAAAGAGUUCAAAUUCAAGCUUAAAGCGAGAUGGAAGGGUAGGGGAGACAACAAGAAGACUUGCGUGAAGGAACUGCAAGAGCUAUCUCAUUUGAAGGAAAGCAAACUUUUCCGGGUUACAGGAACUGACGGAAGCGCUGUUGCUUUUGAGGAGACAUUAACAGACACCGGUACUGAAAAGCAGGUCUGCCUGAGAAAGAACAACAUGGGCGAGGACCUCAAGAGAACGUGCGGAAUGCCGAACUUGUAUGAAAUACUUGGUCUAGAUAUGAAGACAGCGCGGAAAUUAAGCAAAGACGAGUUAAAAAAGACGCUGAAAAAAGCCUGCCGGAAACAGCUUUUGAUAUGGCAUCCUGACAAAAAUGGCGGAGAUGCUGAGCAGGCCAGGAAUAUCAUCAUGGCGUAUAGCUGUCUUGAAGACGACGAAACAAGAGCGCGGUACAAUAAUCAAGCCGACUACGAUGAGGGCUGGACGUCUUUAAAACGGUGGAAGGCCAUAUUCAAGCCGGAGUGUGCGACGGAAGAACAAAAGCGACAGUUUAGAAAAAGGCUAUGUUACCUCGCGUUAUCUGCCGGUGCUUUUUUUGUGGGUCUUGGUUUAAUCGUCGGUACAGCCGGCGCUGGUGCUGUCCCGCUAGUUGCCGGUGGGGGUGUUUUUGGCGGGGGAUUUUUUGGUGGUGGUGUCUUAUCACUGCAACACGCAACAAGCUUGCAAGCUGUAGCAGAAGGUGUUGAACUAGGGCCAUGGAUGGCGAAAUUCGGCCUGGGGUUUACUGCUGGCGCUAUAACAGGUGGCACGGCCGUCGGAACCACAGCUCUCAUUUCGGGAUUGGGUGGUGCGGCUUUGGAGUCAACCGCCGUUGGCGUUGGGCAGUACAUCGGGGCAGGAGCGGCAACAGGAGCAGUCGGCGGCGGAACCAUGUCUCUUGCUUCAGAUUUGGGGAGAAAACAUGUGGACGGUGAGGAGAUUCCUGGGAAGAACGUAGCCUUCAGGGCCCUCACUGCCACAGGUAUCGGAGCUGCUGCAGGAGCUCUUGGGGGACUGGUUACUAAAGCAAUGGUUUCUAGUACUGCCUCGGCAGCCUCUUCAAAUUUAGAGGGAGAACUUGCAGAGCAGGUGAUGAUUUUAGCUGGCGCAAGAAAAUUUGCUAAUGUACUAGCUCGGAAUGUCCCGAAAACGCUGACAGAGUCAGGAACACAGGCGAUUUUGGGCAGCGCCGCUAACUUUGCUGAUGAGCGACUAAAUGAGAAUGUUGAAAACAGAACCCCCCAGGAGCACUUAGAGCAAGGGGCGAAAGCCCUCACGAGUACCCUUGGUCAAGGUGUAGUCCAAGAGGUAGCCCCUUCCGCCGUGUCUCACGCGAUCAACGAGAUCAAGGUCCAUAGGCGCGUCAAGAAAGAGUUUCCAUCUACUUCCUCUAAGAACCACAGCAACGCUGAACGACAGAGGCAGCGACGAAGAGUUAGAUUCGCCAUGUCGCAGGAAGAAAACGAACACAGGAACAAUGUCUCACGAAGCACAUGCUCCCGAGGAGGGUAUAAACGUCUGGAGAAUGAGACCGAGAAUUAUGGAAACCCAGGUCAGACUACCCCACUGAUAGAUAUUGACGACAUCGAUAUCGCCGAAGGCAUUGACGAAGCAAAAUUUGACGGCAAGAUUAAAUACAUUAACAAUGGUAGCUUCGAGUCCAAGAUGGUUGUCAGCUUCAGGGUUGGUAAUCAGAUGAGGGUUGAAGUGGCAAAGGGAAGUGGAUCGUGGAUCACAGUACCAGAAAACGCCACAAAUAUUAGAGUUCGCUUCAUGGCCAACAGAUUGGUUUGGUGCGAUGUGAAAAAGUAUAACCGUUUCAGUAAGACGUGGGUAACGCCUACAGAGGAGCACAUCUUUCGCUACUCGACACCACCUGCACUGCGUGUGUUUAUAUUGUCGGGUAAUAUUUACACAGAGAAGGUGAUCCGAGUAGCAAAUGAGUACCACGAGGAGACUAAGGAAAUGGAGUAGAAACACCAUGCAAACUACCAAUGUCACAUGGCCUGCAGUAGAGCGCCCUAAGUAUGAGGACGAAUGAGCGAGUUUUUACAUGCAAACUAUUCUUGUAAGAUAUCGUAGAACAUUCUCAUAGACGAACUAGACAUAUAAGAUAACGUAGAACAUUCUCAUAGACGAACUAGACAUAUAAGAUAGAACAUUCUCAUAGACGAACUAGACAUAUAAGAUACCGUAGAACAUUCUCAUAGACGAACUAGACAUAUAAGAUAAAGGAGAACAUUCUCAUAGACGAACUAGACAUAUAAGAUACCGUAGAACAUUCUCAUAGACGAACUAGACAUAUAAGAUAGCGUAGUAUAUUCUCAUAGACGAACUAGACACAUGAGAUACCGUAGAAAAUUCCCAUAUACGAACUCGACAUAUGAGAUAUUGUAGAGCGUUCUUAUGAAUGAAAGAGACAUUAGUUGUCUUUGAAUACAAAAUAAAGCUUCACGGCUGCCCCACAUAAAA